AUGUCCGGCCAAAUUCCACCAGUUCCGAUGCCUUCGGGCGAAAUUGUACAGCCGUACAAUCCUCUGAAUGCGGCGAAUAGUGAACCUAAUCCCAACUCACAACCCACCGUUCAAUCUCAACAUCUGUUAUUUAACCACCCCAAUCCUCCUAAUUACUGGUUUCCUCCCCCUGGCAUCCCUCAAGCUGCCUUGUUCGCAGCUUACCUUCAAGCUGCGCAGGCGGCUGCCUAUACUACACCACCCUUCAUGAAUUUGACUCAAACCGUUCCGACUUCUUCUCCUUUCUUGAAUUUUACUCAAACUGUUCCUCAACCCGUUUCUCAACCCGUUCCGACGUCUUCUCCUUUCUUCAAUUUGACUCAAACCGAACCUCAUCCUCCACCCGUUUCUUCACGAACUGUACCUGUACCUUUCAUCAAUUUGACUCAAACCACGCCUCAAACACUUUCUUCCGUUCCUUCGACUCAAACCGUUCAGUCCCCUCAGGACUUCGACAUCGGUACCUUUGACUCAGGCUUCGACUUUGCCUCAAGUUGUUCAAACCUCGACUCAAACCUCGACUGA
Messenger RNA from Melampsora larici-populina 98AG31, 564 nucleotides. RefSeq lists its product as uncharacterized. The record is from RefSeq and is a predicted model, not a curated record. The coding region runs from base 1 to 564 and encodes 187 amino acids. The transcript is spliced from 2 exons. NCBI's taxonomy places the organism in Eukaryota, Fungi, Basidiomycota, Pucciniomycetes, Pucciniales, Melampsoraceae.